CUGCAAUGAAAAGUCAAAUUUUGCCUGUCAAAACUAAAAUUUUGCACAUAACCUCAUCUAACAAAGAACACAACCGUCAUCGGUAUUCGCUUGCUAUUUUUACUUUUACAUUCUUUUAAUAAAUUUAAAUAAAUAAAAAUGAGCUCUAUUGGUACAGGUUACGAUCUUUCAGCUUCGCAAUUUUCACCCGAUGGCCAAGUUUUCCAAAUUGACUAUGCCUCCAAGGCAGUGGAAAAAAGUGGAACAGUCAUUGGGGUGCGCGGUAAAGAUGGCGUUGUAUUGGCCGUCGAGAAAAUUGUCACCAGUCCUCUAUACGAAGAAGACGCAGGAACCAGAAUAUUUACCAUCGACAAAAACAUUGGAUUAGCCCUGGCUGGUCUCCUUGCAGAUGGACGUUACAUCGUUGAUAUCGCUCGUCAAGAAGCAGCCAAUUACCGGCAACAGUUCGACCGUACUAUCCCUCUGAAACUGCUCAAUGAAAGAAUUUCUGGGUACAUUCAUGCCUACACUUUGUACAGUGCCGUGCGUCCAUUCGGUGUUACUGUAAUUCUCUCAGCCUGGGAUGAGGAUCAAGGCGCACAGCUUUAUAAAAUUGAACCCUCCGGCCACUCAUAUGGUUACUUUGGCUGUGCUAGUGGCAAAGCCAAACAGCAAGCAAAAACCGAGAUGGAAAAAUUCAAAUUUGUGGAAAUGAACACCGAGGAUCUGGUGCAAAAUGCUGGCAAAAUAAUCUACCAGGUCCAUGAUGAACUAAAGGAUAAGGAUUUCCGUUUCGAAAUGAGUUUGGUAAGCAAGGAGACCAACGGAGUUCACCGUUUGAACCCAGCACCAUGGCAUGCAAUGGCAAUUGAAGCUGGACAGGCUGCCAAGCGAGAAGAUGAUAGUGAUAAUGAAAUUUAAGUUAUUUUUUCGAUUUUUUUUAUGGCUUAUAUGAGAUUUCAUUGCAAGGUUAACGGUAACAAAAAUAAACAAACAUUAAAAUUAUGAUCGAUAA
Eupeodes corollae is the source of this 994-nucleotide messenger RNA. RefSeq names its product proteasome subunit alpha type-3 (gene Prosalpha7). The record is from RefSeq and is a predicted model, not a curated record. Gene Ontology annotation, cellular component: proteasome core complex, alpha-subunit complex; nucleus; synapse. Gene Ontology annotation, biological process: ubiquitin-dependent protein catabolic process. Lineage: Eukaryota; Metazoa; Arthropoda; Insecta; Diptera; Syrphidae. Bases 139 to 900 code for a protein of 253 amino acids. The transcript is spliced from 4 exons.